Messenger RNA from Neoarius graeffei (lesser salmon catfish), 6581 nucleotides. RefSeq names its product transcriptional regulator ATRX-like. The transcript is spliced from 35 exons. The record is from RefSeq and is a predicted model, not a curated record. Lineage: Eukaryota; Metazoa; Chordata; Actinopteri; Siluriformes; Ariidae. Bases 311 to 5935 code for a protein of 1874 amino acids. Gene Ontology annotation, molecular function: ATP binding; ATP hydrolysis activity; ATP-dependent chromatin remodeler activity. Gene Ontology annotation, cellular component: nucleus.
AUUUAUGGUUCUUUAUAAACAUAUAAAUGUGUGAACUAUGCGGUUUAUGUGAAUGAUACUUUUUGUCGAUUAGUUUGUCCUGUAGUUUUAUUAGCAGGAAGUGACGACAGCACGUCGAGCUCCGGUCGCCAUUUUAAUGCGCCGCGCGCAAACCGUCGCCGGCAAGAUGGCGCCGUGUGUGUGUAUGAAAUUGUAUAACAGGCUUGUUUGUGUCUCGCAGUUCGAUUGAAAACGGACGAUGGUUGCAGUUGUUUUUAAGUUUUAUUAAAGCACAAUCGACGGUGUAAGCGAACCUCAGACGGAGCGCAGGAUGUCCGCCGAGGUGCUGAGGCCUGAACCCAGGGCCAGGGGCAGCAGGAGCGGUGGGAGUAAACUGGGACUCCUGAUUAAUAAGCUGCACACGUUUCUGGCGGUUUCUGCGGAGCAGGGCAGUGAACACAGCUUGCCUGGGCACUGGAGCGGCGCGAUGGCCAAAGAGUUUAUCGAGCAGCAGCAAGCUGUAGCACGAGCCACCGAAGAGAGCAUGCAGCCCAACGUCUCCUCAGAAACAAAGACCUCUGCAGCUCGUUCCAGAAGGAAGCCGUUGGUGGUGACGAAGCACAGCGGCCUGAACGAGUCGGACGCGUCCUCUGGGAGCGGAACCGAAGACGUGUUGUCGAUCAACUCCAGUGAACCGGACACUACCUGCCUGCCGAAAGGUACGGUGUUUGUGUUGCCAGAGCCGGUGUCAAACGAAGUCCGUGAUGAGUUCAGAGGCCCAGAAUUUCGCAGCAAACGAGUGAAACAGAACAAAGACUUCUCAGACAAACGGAGAGGAGGCUCUGACAUCGAACGAGUGAACUGUACGGCUUGUGGUCAGCAGGUGAACCACUUCCAGAGAGACUCGGUCUACCAGCACCCUGCACUCAAAGUGCUCAUUUGCAAGUCAUGUUUUAAGUACUACAUGAGUGAUGACAUCAGCAAAGAUGCAGAGGGGAUGGACGAGCAGUGCAGAUGGUGUGCGGAAGGAGGCAGUCUGAUUGGCUGUGACUACUGCAGCAACGCUUUCUGCAAGAAGUGUGUGCUGCGGAACCUCGGGCGGCGGGAGCUGUCGGCCAUCUUGGAGGAAGAGCGCAAGUGGUACUGUUAUGUGUGCAGCCCGGAGCCGCUCAUGGACCUGGUGCUGGCCUGCGACUCGGUGCUCCAGAACCUGGAGAAGAUCUGGGCUCGCAAACGGGCAGGCGUUGGGGGCGGGGCCCGUGGGAAGCAAAGGGGUGGGCGGGGCGGGGCCGGGAUCGGUUUUCCGCUUAGUUCGGCGCCCUCAAGGGGUCUGUGCGAGCGAAUGCAGCGCGUGGUGGAAAUGACAACGUCGCUGAACCGCUCAUUCGUGGAGUUCAUGCAGAGCGAGAGGGACGAGGAGGCGAGCGAAGAGGAGGACGCAGACCGAGCGAGGAGACUAAUGAUGUUCCGCACCAUCCUGCAGGACCUGCACCAGGCACACGCUGCCCUGCAGGAAGCGCUGGAUCGGGAGUUGUACGGGGGCAAACGGGAGCCUCCGAGACAGCGUGCGAAACCUCGGCAGCGGAAACCUCGGGCUCCCAGAGGCUCGGGUGUCACGAAGGAACUGGUGGUGAAGCUGACGCCCGUCCCGUUAGAGACAUCUCUAAAUCCUGACACUAACGCUGACGCGAGCUCUGCCGGUGACACCGCCAUAGACACAGCAGAAGUAAAUACACAAAUGAAGGAGGAGGAGAAACAGGAAAAGGUGGAGAAAAUGGAAGGCAGGGUUGAUGGAAAGGAGGAAAGUGAAGAGGUAAAAGUAGAAGAGGAGUGUGAAGGGAAAGGAGAUGCGGCGAUGGAGGAGGAAAACACAGACGAAGAAGAUGAAGGUAAUGAGCUGGAGAUGGCGGAGGAAAACAAGCGCUCUCCUCGCGUCAAGACGACCCCACGGCGACGGCGCUCGGACGCCACGCACGCCGGCCUGGAGGAAGAUUCAGAUUCUGAUGAAGUGCCUGCUGUGCUGCUGCAGACUGCCGCCACUGCCAUGGCAACCAGCGAGGAGGAGGGUGGGGUCGAUAGUGAUGGGGGCAGGUCUGAUGCAAACCAAGAAGUCAGAAAGCAGUGCCUCUUUGGCCUGGUCAAAACCACGCCCCCUUGCCAAGACAGAACUUCACGCAAGCGGAAACUUAAGGAGAGGUCCUCGUCUUCAUCCUCCUCUUCUUCGGUCGCAGAAGUCGUGGAUCCUGGGUCGCAGGUCAGGAGGACUGUAGGUCUUGGCCACAAGGUUGCCAAGACAACGGUGGAUAGUGAGAGUUUGUCAAGUGAUCAGGAAAUGGACAGCAGUGACUCGGACGAGUUGGACCAGAAAAUUAAACCGCUGAGUGACGUUACACUGAUGGGAUGCGGAACGUUCCAGCAGUCCUCUGGUGAUGAGGUGGACAUGUGCCCCGCCCCGGUUGUGCUGGAUGAAGAUGAUGUGGAGAAUAGAAUUGCUAAACAGAUCCUGUUGGCUGAGAUCAGGGCCAACUACUCGUCCAGCUCUGGGCAGGACGACACGUCCGACGACAUGAGAUCCACAGCCGAGGAUGAGGAGGGCAUGAUGGAGAGCAAGAGGAAGAAAGGAGAUGAAGAGAAGGACGACGCUAAAGACAGUGAGGUGACUGAUAACAGCUCCGACUUGGACGAUCCUGCUAAAGCCCCGCAGUCCCGUCACCACCUGCUGCGCCUUCGCCUGACCCCGUGGGAGUCUGCGUCUGGAGAUGACGCCGGCAAACCUGCAAAUCAAAAAAUGAAAAUGCAAAAAGCAGAAAUAACCAACCCAAUAGUCGUGAGUAGUGACGAGCGAGAGUCGGCCAGUGAGGAGUCGGCGUUGAGUGAGACGCUCAGCCAAUCAGAAGACGAGGAUGGCAGCAUCGUGAAGCAGAAGGAUUCAGUUGUUGACGGCGAACCUCACACACCUCCUGGAAAGGAUGGUCAUUCCGAUGCCGAUCAGAACGCAGACGAGUGCACGAGCACACCGAAGGGCCGCAGGAAGAUCCGGAGGAUUCUGGAGGUGCAGCAGCUGGCGAAGGAGACGCAGGAGGCGCUGAGGGAGGAGCAGGAGAGAAGGAACAGGCUGGCCGAGAGAGACCGGCAGCGAAGACAGGAGGAGAGCAGAGAACAAGGACGAGACGACUCGGAGGUGAUGAUAGUAGCUGAGACUCCUGCCCCCAGACCUGUCCCUCUGGUGCUAGAACUUGAUGAUGCAACACGGGAAAGUCUGGUUCAGGUGGAUACACACCUGCUGAGUAAACUCAAACCUCACCAACGAGAGGGUGUGCAGUUCAUUUGGGACAGCUGUUGUGAGUCCAUAGCGAAGGUGAAAUCGUCUCCUGGUUCCGGUUGCAUUCUCGCCCACUGCAUGGGCCUCGGAAAGACGCUGCAGGUGAUCACGUUUCUGCACACGGUGUUGACGUGUGAGCUGGUGAUGCUGAAGACGGCGCUGGUGGUUUGUCCUCUAAACACAGUGCUCAACUGGAGAGCCGAGUUCGACAAAUGGCAGCGUGGCAUCAUCAAAAAGAAAAUGGAGGUGAUGGAGUUUGUGACGGUGAAGUCCGUGUGUUCUCGUGUGAAUGCUCUGAGCAGUUGGCACAACAGAGGUGGUGUGAUGAUCAUGAGUUAUGAAAUGUACCGCAUUCUCACACACGGAGAUCAAACCAAAUACGGCAAACAGCAGGAGAACCUGCGUGCAGCACUGCAGAACCCGGGACCCGACAUAGUGGUGUGUGACGAAGGCCAUGUCCUGAAAAAUGAAGCGUCUGCCAUCUGUAAAGCAAUGCGCUCCAUCCGCACGCGCCGGCGAAUCGUCUUGACCGGAACACCGCUUCAGAACAAUCUCAACGAGUAUCACUGCAUGGUGAGUUUUGUGAAGCAGAACCUCUUGGGUUCUCUGCGCGAGUUUCGGAACCGUUUCAUCAACCCCAUCCAGAACGGCCAGUGUGCCGACUCCACGCUCUCCGAUGUGAGACUGAUGAAGAAACGUGUGCACGUCCUCCACGAGCUCCUCGCUGGAUGUGUUCAGAGACGGGAUUAUUCCGCUCUGACACCUUUCCUGCCACCCAAGCGAGAGUACGUGCUGUCAGUCAGGAUGACAACACUACAGUGCAAACUGUACCGACACUACUUACAGAACUACACUGCUGAAGGAGUGGGCGUAAACACUUUAUUUCAGGAUUUUCAGAUCCUGAGCCUGAUUUGGACGCAUCCAUGGUGCCUGCAGCUCUCUGAUCAGAAUAGAGGCAACAGGGGCAAAGGGGAGGAGCUUACAACUGAAACUGUGGUGACUAGUGAACAUUCUGAAGUGGCAAAACAGCAGAGCCCCGAUGAACGUGCGGUGGAGAAGAGCAAAGAUCCUAACUCAGCCAAAACGACAGCAGAAGAGGAGCACAGUGUGUUGAGCAGACCCGCAGCAGGUUGGUACAGAGAGUUUGUGUGUGACGCCGACGCUGAGCUCCUGGAGCAUUCUGGGAAAUUAAUGCUGCUGAUGGAGAUCCUGCACUGCGCUGAACAGCUGCAGGAUAAAGUGUUGGUGUUUAGUCAGUCUCUUGUUUCACUGGACCUGAUUGAAACCUUCUUGGAGUUGGCUGAUAAAGCAAAGGAAGAGGGAAAGGCCUGUGUGUAUAAAGGGAAGCGGUCGUGGGUGCGUGAUAAGGACUAUUAUCGUCUGGAUGGUUCAACCACCGCAACAGCACGCAAGAAAUGGGCUCAGGAGUUCAACAACGUCAGAAACACAACCUGCAGGUUGUUCCUGAUCUCGACUCGAGCCGGCUCUUUAGGGAUUAAUCUUGUCGCGGCGAAUCGAGUCGUGGUGUUUGACGCAUCAUGGAAUCCGAUGUAUGACGUUCAGAGCAUGUUUAGAGUUUAUCGCUUUGGCCAGAAGAAACCCGUGUACAUCUACCGCUUCCUAGCACAGGGAACAAUGGAGCAGAAGAUCUACGAGCGUCAGGUGGCGAAGCAGUCUCUGUCAUCCCGUGUGGUGGACCAGCAGCAGAUCCAGCGCCACUUCACACUCAGCCAACUGAGCGACCUGUACCGCUUCCAACCUGACAGCCGCGGCAAGAGCCACACUGUGGAGCCUGCGGACAAGGUGCUGGCGAUGCUCCUGAAGCACUGUGGGCGAACCAUAGUGUCGUUCCAUGAACACAAUUCGCUGUUGGAUCACAGGGUGGAGGAGGAGCUUAGCAUGGAGGAAAGGAAGGAGGCGUGGGAGGAGUACAAGCUCGAGGAGACGAAGCAAACACACACACGUGUAUAUAUACAUACAUACACACACUGCCAUCCUCUGUGUCCAUUUUCUGUUCAUUUUUUUCCUCUCACUGUUCGUUCACAGAUCUCCAGCCAGGAUUCAGGUGAGCUGUCGAGGAAAAGCAACCAGGAGCUGGAGGUGAUGUUAAGGAAAGGACGUCUGGACCUGCAGAAAGCUUCACAGAACAUCAACCGCCUAAGUCUGGAGUUCUUCCAGCAGGAAGUGAAGAAAUAUCACCCUCUGCUGGAUGAAGAGGGAAUAAAGCAGAAGGCCACUCAGGCUUACCAGGGCUUUGAAAGAGACAGACAGCGCAGGAUCGAGAUUUACCAACGCAAGCUCAAGAGUCAGCAAAAGCUCAUUCGGUACACGCAGCAGAUUCUGGCUAAAAGGGCGGAGCAUAGCCACAGAACUCCUCCCACGCCAGUCGAGUCAAGAUUUCAAGCGGGUGAAUCUUCCUCAGCCACGCCUACUCCACAGGUCCAGCACAGCCAAUCGUACGGCUCUUUCUCUCAGCCGUCAUCAUCUCGAGUCGUACGUCAGACAGGACUUCCUGUCGGAGCUGGUCUAGAUCUUCUCACAACAACUGCGGAGCACCAGGGUGACAGGUGGUUAAAGGGGCGGUCUGAUAACGGUACACACGCUCACGCCAGCGGUUCAGUCGGUUUUUCCUGAAGUGCGUUCUGACACUUGUUUGCCAAAAGAAUUGGCUUGAUUUUGUUCUCGAACAGCGAUCCACAAACCUGCUGCUGAAAAUCCGGAUCGCUGUCGAGCCAAAAGUUCGUUUAUUUUUCUCCGUGAUCGAAUGUAAUUGCGUCCCUAAGUUACGAUGCCAACUUUUGAACCACGACGACGACUUUCCCUCGAACGGCGUCAGUUAGCGAAAUCGCUAAUGUGUUCAGUAUCUGAAGUUUUGUGCUGCAAUGUAGCGAACCACUAAUGCAAGCUAAGUUAAGCUAAGCUAAUCUCAUAGACUACAUUUGCUCGAAGUUAAUUUUGGCCAAAUAUAUAUUAAAAAAAAAGGAAUUAUUCUCUUACAACACUGCUGUAGUUGUGUAUAUCACAAAUUGAAGAAAAAAGAAAGUGUGUGUAGCAUGUGCUGUGUUUACAUGUUUAAACCUGUCGUUACUUGUUAAGUAAAAAGGCAGAUUUUGUCAGAAGACACUCAGAGUCAAUGUUUUACUGUCUGCUGAACUGAUAUUUGACUCAUUAACUCAAUAAAGGAACAUCAAACCCCAAAGUCUGGAGUUCUUCCAGCAGGACGUUUGUUAAUUUCAUGCUGCAGAGUUGUGCAGUUGAUGAUUAAAGGGUUAAAAAAAUA